Blumeria graminis f. sp. triticale is the source of this 1095-nucleotide messenger RNA. Lineage: Eukaryota; Fungi; Ascomycota; Leotiomycetes; Helotiales; Erysiphaceae. The record is from the annotation of a GenBank genome assembly.
AUGAAAACUCACAAAACUAUUCAGCAGCAGCCUUCUUCGGCCUUGUCCCUAUCGCCAAAGUGGCUACAAAUGUACGACUCAUUCAUAACCAAAAAUCAAUCUUCUAUCACAUCAAUCGAAUCCGCCUUACAAUCCCUUACCUAUAUGAUACCUGGUCGCUUUCGUGAUGCUGAACUGGCGUCAGAAUCACUUCACUGUUCCAUCCAAUUACUGUCCAUGUAUCACGAUACGGUCCUACUACGCUCAUCAAAAAAGUCAUCAGGGUUAUCAAAUAUUCAAUCAUUGCACAAUCGCUAUACUAAGUAUUGGACUCAGCGCUCACGUCCAUAUCGUCAGGUUGCUCUUCUUCUGAGUAUAAUCCGAUACACUGAGCUACUAUGGGAAAUGAUAGCCAAACGUCGAGGAGAACGAGUGCGCUGGCGCGUCGUAGUAAUGAUCGAGGCAAUUAAGGCAUGUUGCAGACUUUUCCUCCUACGAACGACCAAUUCGCGACCCAUUGUUAAUCCCAUCUUACCAGCGCGCGAAACUAUUUCAGAGGCUAGUCUCUUCACUGAGGAUGGCUCUGAUGAGGUAGCCGAAUAUGGGCAGCUGGCGGUUGAGAAGGAAUACCAUAUGAAGCGAACAGGCCUACAUCUUCCCAUGCUACCAAAUUCUGCCGAUAUCUCAGGCUAUCUUACUUCUAGGGUCCUCACUGCCGAUAACAUCAAGGCACCAGAAACACUUUUAAACCAAGUCUACGGCUCAGCUCAUCUUGCUGAAUGCUUGUACAUUAUACAACCACUAAUAUACUCUAUCGCCAGGUCUCGAUGCCGGAACAAGAAGAGUUGGCAACCCUGGCUACUCGGCUUUAGCUUAGAAUGCGCCGCGCGCCAGAUACGGAAAAAUGGCGUUAAUCUUACAACGCUUGAGCGGGAACAGUGGGGCAAGAGAAGCUGGGCCAUGGCCUGGUGGUUGAUGCGUGGUGCCUUUUAUGAAAAUAUUAUGCGCAACUUCUUGCAUCGCACCUCACAACGCUUACCAGGCCUACUCCUGGGUGUGCUUGAGGACUACAUAUAUCUGUGGGAUGAAUAUUAUUUUAGUACAAGCUCCAACUAA